Messenger RNA from Manis pentadactyla (Chinese pangolin), 3259 nucleotides. It is a transcript of the gene FZR1, whose product is annotated as fizzy and cell division cycle 20 related 1. Bases 210 to 1691 code for a protein of 493 amino acids. The transcript has 14 exons. The record is from RefSeq and is a predicted model, not a curated record. Gene Ontology annotation, molecular function: ubiquitin ligase activator activity; protein binding; anaphase-promoting complex binding. NCBI's taxonomy places the organism in Eukaryota, Metazoa, Chordata, Mammalia, Pholidota, Manidae. Gene Ontology annotation, cellular component: anaphase-promoting complex. Gene Ontology annotation, biological process: anaphase-promoting complex-dependent catabolic process; positive regulation of anaphase-promoting complex-dependent catabolic process; positive regulation of ubiquitin protein ligase activity.
CGCGCGCGGCGGAGCAGCGACGGCCGCCAUAUUAAGGAGCGCGGAGCCCGGCUUACGGGCAGCGGUGGCCGCGGCCGGACCCGGCGGAGCCGCGGGCAGCGGAGGCGGACCCGGUGUGAGCCGGAGGAGGCGGGGCCGGCGGAGCCAGCGGGCGACCAGAGCCAGCCAGGCUGACCUUGGCCGGUGGGCCACGCCUGCCCCACCCCACCAUGGACCAGGACUAUGAGCGGCGCCUCCUCCGGCAGAUUAUCAUCCAGAAUGAGAACACAAUGCCGGGUGUGGUGGAGAUGCGGCGAACCCUGACGCCCGCCAACUCCCCCGUGUCCUCCCCCAGCAAACACGGAGACCGCUUCAUCCCCUCGAGGGCGGGCGCCAACUGGAGCGUGAACUUCCACCGGAUCAAUGAGAACGAGAAGUCUCCCAGCCAGAACCGCAAAGCUAAGGAUGCCACCUCGGACAGCGGCAAAGACGGCCUGGCCUACUCGGCCCUGCUGAAGAACGAGCUGCUAGGAGCUGGCAUCGAGAAGGUGCAGGACCCACAGACAGAGGACCGCAGGCUGCAGCCCUCCACGCCCGAGAGGAAGGGCCUCUUCACGUAUUCCCUUAGCACCAAGCGCUCCAGCCCUGACGAUGGCAACGACGUGUCGCCCUACUCCUUGUCCCCCGUCAGCAACAAAAGUCAGAAGCUACUGCGGUCACCACGGAAACCUACCCGCAAAAUAUCCAAGAUCCCCUUCAAGGUCCUGGAUGCGCCUGAGCUGCAGGACGACUUCUACCUGAACCUGGUGGACUGGUCAUCUCUCAACGUGCUCAGCGUGGGGCUGGGGACCUGUGUGUACCUGUGGAGCGCCUGUACCAGCCAGGUGACCCGGCUCUGCGACCUCUCAGUGGAAGGAGACUCAGUGACCUCCGUGGGCUGGUCUGAGCGGGGGAACCUGGUGGCCGUCGGCACGCACAAGGGUUUCGUGCAGAUCUGGGAUGCAGCCGCAGGGAAGAAGCUGUCCAUGCUGGAAGGCCACACAGCGCGUGUGGGGGCACUGGCCUGGAACGCUGAUCAGCUCUCGUCUGGGAGCCGGGACCGCAUGAUCCUGCAGAGGGACAUCCGCACCCCUCCUGUGCAGGCAGAGCGGCGGCUGCAGGGCCACCGACAGGAGGUGUGCGGGCUCAAGUGGUCCACGGACCACCAGCUCCUCGCCUCAGGGGGCAACGACAACAAGCUGCUUGUCUGGAACCACUCGAGCCUGAGCCCCGUGCAGCAGUACACGGAGCACCUGGCGGCCGUGAAGGCUAUCGCCUGGUCCCCGCACCAGCACGGGCUGCUGGCUUCCGGCGGUGGCACAGCCGACCGCUGCAUCCGCUUCUGGAACACGCUCACGGGGCAGCCGCUGCAGUGCAUCGACACAGGCUCCCAGGUGUGCAACCUGGCCUGGUCCAAGCAUGCCAACGAGCUGGUGAGCACACACGGCUAUUCGCAGAACCAGAUCCUGGUCUGGAAGUACCCAUCCCUGACCCAGGUGGCCAAGCUCACCGGGCACUCCUACCGGGUCCUGUACCUGGCCAUGUCCCCGGAUGGAGAGGCCAUCGUCACUGGUGCUGGAGAUGAGACCCUGAGGUUCUGGAACGUCUUCAGCAAAACCCGCUCGACCAAGGAGUCCGUGUCAGUCCUCAACCUAUUCACCAGGAUCCGGUAAAACCUCGGUCCACGCUGUGCACGUGGGAAGAGCGCCCCCUCGUCAGAUGCAUGGACACACGCCCCCUCCCAGCACACCCAGAGGAAGGACCCGGGGCGGUGGGGGAGACCUAGAAGGUUCUCAUUAAAGCCUGAUUGUGAACCUUGGCAACCUGUUUGGUGCGGGACGUGGCCAGGCACCCACAGGAUGGGGCUGCGGCUCCCCACACUGGGUGCCCCAGCCCACCAGCUGUGUCGAGCGAGAGGAGGACCCCUGGGUCCCCCACCUGCCCCUGUGUUUCUGGCCCCGCCUCGUCGGGCUGCAUGCUCUUCCCAGAAGCACUUGCUCGCUGCUGCCACCACUGUCCACACCUGCCACCGGACAGGCAGCUGGAUGGACGCCAGACGCAUCGGCCAGGGGAGGGCCCACAGGAGGACCCGAGCAGCUGGCCUGGACCCACAGAGGGACUCUCCCGCCUGACGGGCUUCUUCACAGCCACCUGUGCUGCACCUGCCGCUGUCCCAGUGACUUGUGGGCAGAAUGCAGCCCAACAUCAGGAUCAGGCCCCACACGGCAAGAGGUCAUGUCAGGGUGGACUCGUCCGAGGAAAGCUGGAGUCAGACCUGCUUGUUAGUAUGCGUCGGCCCUGACCUGCACUGUCCCUGUCUGAUGGGCUCACCCCCUGUUCCGUCCCCACGUGGGACUGGGGUCCUUGUGACUCACCCUGUGUGCGGCCAGCCAGGGCAGCCUGAGGGCGGAAUUGGCCCCGAGGCUGGUCCUGCCGGCACCCGGCCUCUCCUCCAGGCCACCUGGGUUCUGUCCGUCUGUGCCACUGCUGGGCAGCCAGGGGUGGAGACACCUGCAGCUUCCCCCAGAAGCUUCCUGGGCUCCCCCCGACCCUGGUCCCACCUCAUUGGCCUCUGCCCUGUCUCCAGCCGCACCUGGGCCCACCUCCAGCCUCGUCUCCAGACCAGGGGAAAUUGAGAGGGGGCCGGGGGGCGGGGGGCCUGAGCAGCGCCCUUACCCCCUGCUGCUCCUUGGACCAGACAGCAGCAGUGGAAGUGGCCUGGGGGGGCCUCGGAGCCCUCCAGGUUCUGACACCCCGUGCCCGCCGUCCGCCUGCGCGUGCAUGUGUAGCCUUUGGGGUUUGUUUUUGUUGAUUAGUCCCAGAAGUGUUUGAGGCUAGCGGGGUGGGGUGGGGUGGGAGGCAGUGGCCUGGGGGAGAGGCCGUCACAGCUUCUAAAGCCGUCUCGUGGGACACGCGGUCAGCUGAACCCACCGGACCGCGGGGAACGUGGGGCCCAGCCUCCCCCGCCCCGUCUGCCGGCCACUGGACAGGUGACGGCCAGUGUACAUAGGUGUGUGUAUUUCAAUUGGUCGAGAUCUUAUUUUUGUUUGAAUCUUUUUUAAGAAAGUGGUCUGUCUCUACCGUACCCCCGCCCCACACGGUUGCCAAAGCCAGGAGCUGGCGCUGCUGGCGGGCCUGGGGCUGGGGCGGGGUGCCUGGCGCAGAGCCAGCCUUGUUUCUCAUGUAACACGGUGUCACUGUCAUUAAACCAGCUGUGGGUUCACACACAGCUUGAGCCGCC